AUGGUUCUCAACAAGGUGAAAAUCAAGACAGCCUCGGUAGCGUCCAGCGUUGGCUCGACGCCAACACAAGCGACUACUACCAAUCCAUGGACGAAGAACGUAGCACCUGCGCUUCCUAAGCAGCCCACUGUACAGUCGAGUCCGUCACCAGCUCCUGCACCUACUCCCGCCUCUACCUCGCAGGUACCUGCAUGGAGGCGCAACGCAUCGCAAGCGCCAGGCAGAUCUAUAGCUCCCAGCAUGCUGAAGAGCGUCCUAAACGGCAACGCCUCCCGCCUCGACCCUGGCCUCGCCAGCGCAAUGGGCGGCCUCAGCCUUAGCAGUCAAAAGCCCGCACCACCAGCAAACUACUAUGACCCCUCUCUAGGCCCCGAAGGCGAACCCCUCCCCGACGCCUGGUCAGGCAGCGCCUGCCCCUCCGUCAACACCAUCGGCGGCUACAACGUCUCCUUCCGCAACGCCUCCUGCGUCCGUCACAAACGCACCGUCAACGACUUCCAACGCGGCGAAAUCAUCUGUCUCCCCUUCCACGUCGCCAACCUCAACCCCAAAAACAAACUCGGCCAGAACUUCCGCCUCGUCAAAACCUGCGAAGGCCCCGCCUUCAGCAAACGCCGCAUCCUCGUCGUCCUCUACAAACACCAGCAAGACCUCCAUUGCCUGCCUAUGUACUCCUUCGAAGGCCAGGGCCUCGCGGCGAAGCAUCAGAGUCUGUGGCCGGAGUAUGUACAGGUCAAGAUGCAGAAUGCGACUAAGUUUCAUCAGAUAGGGCAGUAUCAGCCCAUCGUGGCGAGGACGUAUGAUAGUAGUCGGCCGCUGAUGGUGGAGAGUGUGGUGCACUUGACGGGGGGUGUGAGGGUGGAUAGUAGUGAGGAUAUUAGUUAUGUGGGCAGGUUGACGGAGGAGAGUUAUUUGAGGCUGGUGGCGUUGCAUGAUAGACGGGUGGCGGUGGCGAAGAAGGUGCCGUGGGAGAGUGAUAGGGGGAGGGAUGGGCAGGGAAGGUUUGUGUUGCCGUAG
Messenger RNA from Fulvia fulva, 1017 nucleotides. RefSeq lists its product as uncharacterized. The record is from RefSeq and is a predicted model, not a curated record. The transcript has a single exon. Lineage: Eukaryota; Fungi; Ascomycota; Dothideomycetes; Mycosphaerellales; Mycosphaerellaceae. The coding region runs from base 1 to 1017 and encodes 338 amino acids.